This is a messenger RNA of Pocillopora meandrina, 17071 nucleotides long. Lineage: Eukaryota; Metazoa; Cnidaria; Anthozoa; Scleractinia; Pocilloporidae. The record is from the annotation of a GenBank genome assembly.
AUGAAGGAUGAUGUUAAGGUUGAGAGCAGUGGUGGGACAGAAACAGGUGUCACUAUUGAAGUACUAGUUUCUAUGCCAGACAAAAAAAUCCAGGUCAGCAACCUACUUUGUACUCUUCUAUUUAAAUAAUGGGUUAGAUAGGUUUUCAACUCUGGGCCAGCAAUCUGAUAGCUAGCAUAUUUGAGCUUUUCAUAUCUUGCACUACUAUUUUCAAGGCUGAUUCAAUGGUUGUUUUAUGCUGACUAGGGUGUUCUCAAACAGUUUUUGUGUGCAUUGUCCCACAUGCAUGUACUUCAUAGUUGUAAUCUGCUCAAUAUUUGUAUUGUUUGGUUGUGUUCGUUUUUAAAAACAUUUUUUGUUCUUUCCUUCCUCUCUCUGCAGCUUUUUUUUUUUAAUUUUUCUGAUUAUAUUGUUUUUUCAUGUUUUUUCACUGAUGAAAUCUAAUUUUAUCGUGGCAAGUCAUGUAAUCAUACCUGGGCUGAGACUAGGUUUAAUGGUGUGCCUGUUUAAGUAUUUUGGUGGGUAGGGCAGUCUUAAAGGCUGUUCUAAUAGUCUUGAUUUGGGUUGGUGUUAUUAGCCCUAAGGCUCUUGGGCACCAAAUCUUUAUUUGAGAUAUAAAUAUAGGUAUUGUAGGCAUUGCACUGCCUCAGUGGAAGAUUGUAUACGAUGAUCUACCUGUAGCUUAGUUCCCAUUUAGAAUGAGCAUAGAACUUUUCAAUUUCUAUCAUCCAGUUUCUGUGUAAUUUGAUUUUAACUUUUUGUUAAAUAAUAUACUUGUUCAAUAUUACAGAAACUUUAUCACUUUGAUGUUCACGACAAAGUAUGGAAUGCAAAGUUACAUGUGAUUAAUGAUUUAAUUAAGGUAAGGAUACAUGUACAAGAAACUCUAAAUUGCCAGCCUUCUUUUAAGAAGCUGAGACAGACGUACAUGUACUUUAUGUUUCCUCCUAUCAUCACAAUUUGCCAUAACAGCAGCAUGCUGUGAUGUUUUUCAAAAAACACAACUUUGAGGUCAAAUUUUAUUAAAGAGUUACUGUCAGGAAAUAAGAGCUAAAAGAAAAAACUGGUCGGUGUGAGGGGGGGAGGGCCUCCUCCUCCUUACUUAAAUUUAAUCUGGUGCCUUAUAAUAUGUGACCUUGAAAAAGUUAACAUUUUAAAAUCUUAUCCCUUGAUUACAUUGUGAACAUUUUAGAAUGUGAAAGAUGCUGCAAACUAUGGAUUCUAUGACCCACCAUGCAAUGGAAAGUCAGGCAAGUUUCUUGAAGAAGAGAGAUUAUUCACUGAUUAUCCAUUAUCAGGAUCACCUCCAGUUCUUGAGGUAUGCAUUGACUUAUGAAGUAAUUACGUAUUAGUUAUUCAUACAAUUGUGACUAUGAUUACAUGUACUUUUUGGACUGUUUAUUGUGGUUAUCGUCCAGGCUGUCUUGAAUCCUUCAGAUGAGGUUUUUAUGUAGAAGGGAAUAAACAAGUAAGGCAGAUGCUACCAGAAAUUAGAGGGUGCUGGGUAUCAAGUUUGUGGUAAUCAUGAUUGCUAUUUGCUUAAGUUUAUUACUCUGCCUGGUGUAGCUGUAUAGUGUUUAAUGUAACUUGAUUUUGUUACAGUUCAAAAACAAACGGAGAAUUUACCGUUCCAUGGCAUAUGAACAGAAGACUCUGCAAAAACUGAAUGUAAAGGUAAAUGAAAAUAUACAUUGUAUAAUGUAGUCAGUCAUUUACAUGUUGCUAACUUUGUUUAGUUGUGCCUACUGUAAAUAAGAAGUGGUUUAAGGCCCCAUUCAAACCAGCUUGCAGCUGAACUGGACCAGCAUAUUAAGCAUAUAUUGAUUUGCUCAUUUCAGAACAUUUUAAAGUGAAGGAUGCUGUAAAGUAGUUCUUACUUUCAAGAUUUUGUUUGCAUUUCUGACCUGUCAUUCAGCUGAAACAAAUUCAUGACUUCAUGUAAUUGGUUAACUUGCUCCUGGUUGUGGACAUCCCUGUUAACUUUUGAUGCUUAAUCUCUUUCUUUAAGACAAAUCAGAAGAAGUUCUUGGAGCUGGUCUCCUCUGGUGCAGUUAGCCAAGUGGGCAAGAUGGCUGAGAAGGGAAUUGAUCCUAAUUUUCAUGAUGAUCGCACUGGAGGUAAAAAAUUGGAUUAUACUUGGAAAAGCUUUGUAAUAGUUUACAUGUAUCCGUAUCUGUAUCUGUAUCUUUUGUUUGCAUCAUAUAUUUACCAGUAGUAUAAGAUAACUUUAUUAAGUAAAUGGCUCUUUGUAAAGGGAUCAACUUCAAAGGCAGUCAUUCUGUUAAAAAAAGGAAAGAAGGAAAGAAAACUACAGUACCCCUUAAGUAUGCAUUAACAAAACAAGGGAAUAAAAUGCACCAAAAAUUGCAUGCAAUUGCAAAGAGCAAAAAAUUUGGGUGUCAAAAAAUCAAGAAGUCAAAAAGUGAUAGUAAACAAAACCAGAAAAAUUGAGUUUAAACAUGUUAAUUCAACUUUUCACCUUGAUUUACAGAGACACCACUAACAGUAGCAGUAACCAAAGACAAUGCAAGGGAAAUGAUAGUCACUUUGGUAAAUGGAGGAGCAUUGCUGGACUACAGGACACAAGAGGGACUGACUCCUCUUCACAGAGCAGCAAUGGCUGGAAAAGCAAUAUCUGUCAAGGUAACUUGAAUUUUCCUCCUGUUGAAUUAUUUUGUGGUACUGUUACAACUGUAUAUAUUGAUUGGCAUCAUUCAUCUUUUUUUUUUUUUUUUUUUUUUUUUUUUUUUUUUUUUUCAGACCCUUUUGGAUUUUGGAGCAUCACCAAAUUACAAAGACUUGAAAGUAAGUAAAAGUAUGGCUCAGUUUUGAAGUGUCUUACCUGUGACAGGGGUAUAAAUUUCUAGAAGGCUUUCUUAACUGUGGUUUGGUUUAUUUUUCUAAGUUUUUGAGUAUGUCUGUGAGGUAUGACAGUGGGACUGUUGCAAAAAGAACAAGAGACCCCUGUAUUUGGCCAGUGUGCCUUCCCACAUUCAUAAUUAGUUGGUGCAUGAUGAGAGUAUGUACUUUUCAGUGCAGAAAAAAACUUUUUCUGAGAUACAAGUUUAUUUUUAUUAUUGAUGUUUACUCUCUGCAGGGCCUCACACCAUUAUUCUACACGGCAGUUUAUGGUGGUGACCCAUACUGCUGUGAAAUUCUUCUUAAUGAUCAAGCUGAGCUGCACAUUGCUGACCAUCAGGGCAAGCAGGAAAUACACUUGGUAAAAAUUGCUAUGUUGUUCAUACAUACUGUAGUUGUAGUGAAUGUCAUUGAUUUUUUGUAUACAGUUGCUUGUGUUUAUGUCCAUGCAUUUCACUAAAUGCCCAAUUCAUAAAAGUUUGUCUGUGAGAAUGUUCAGCUUUUAACUUUUCUAAUUACUCCAGUGUGGCCUUAGUACAGAGUUGAUCUAGAUGAUUCUAGAUGUUGCUGAACCCUAUGAUCAUGGUAAACUUCUGGUCGCAAACAUUUCCCAGUUGUCAAGAUUGAAGUUCAAAUAAUACUGAGUUUGCAAGUGAAGGAAAUUACUGAACCUUCACCUCUUUUCAGGAUUAAAAAAAUUGGUCUUGAGAACAGCAUCACGUUAUCAAAAUUGUAGAAUGGAGGGGCUCAACUGGAACUUUGUCUCAUUUUUUCAAAGAGCUGAGGUUGUUGCCAUAACCUUGAUCGUACUGGCUUCACUGCGGUUCUUUCAGUUAAAGAUACAUAACAUACAUAUGUACAUGUAUCUACAAAACUCCAUAAGGUGUAAUAAUGAUGACAUACACAUGUCCUUCAUUAACACAUCAAUAAGGUUUGACCUGAAUUGUAUGUGUGCAUUCAUUUCUUUAUUUAAAUUGCUUUUUGUUAUGUGUCACUAGGCUUGUAAAAAUGGUCUUGUUCAGCACUUGGAGCACCUGUUAUUUUAUGGAGCUCAGAUUGAUGCUCGUACUGCGUCAGGCAACACAGCAUUGCAUGUGGCUGCUCUUAGUAAUCAGGUACUCACGUCCGAAGUAAACUUUAUAAACUGACAUGAAUUUUGAUCUGGUAACCUCUCAGUAUCCACAAGGUUCACAAGUUGCUUAAUUGUCAAUAACUACCACAAGUAACUUUAAACGCGCAACUUUUCCACCCUUGAGCAAUUUAUUACCCAGUAAACAGGUGAUAACAGUAGACAAUAAAUUAUCUCCUUUAGGCUGCCAUCAUGAUAUAUCACUAAAUUCCCCCAACUGAUUACAGUGUACAGGAGCCUUAGGAGAAUCAGCGAUCAGAUAAUGAAAAUUACUCUGUAGAGGUUUAAAUUUGCAUGUAUGACCGCAAAUAAAAGCGGAUCAUGGAGCUGUGGCUGGGUAAAAUUGAAAUUGUUUUUCGUAUUCAUUGAUUUCGAUCGACUGUAUCCAUGGCAUGUUGCUAUAAUUACAAAAUAUUGUGACUAAAACGUGAGUACAGUCAAUCUCACUUACAUCGGAAAUAUGUGUACCUGUACAUGCAGACGUAAACUUAUUUGUCAACAUUGGUCAGAACAGAAUUAGCGACUUUCCGUUCGUGUUUACAUUACUCAUAGACAAAAACCAGCGACAAUGGCUGCGGGCCCUUUUCUGUAGUUUACUCAACGCAUGAUUUAUUUAAAUGAAAAUGCCGGAAUAGAAACUUCAAAACGUCACAGUAGAUACCUCGCAUCAAAGUGAAAUCAGCCCAAAACAAUUACACAAUACUCCUCACCGCAUAACUCGUUCCUUUUUAUAAGGUUGCAUGGGAAAUCAUAGUAAGAACGCAGUUUUCUUUUACAUCACAAUCGAGUUUCAGCAAGUGAAAGGGACCUCUGCUGAUUAAUAGGCUUUGCUUUGUACAAUGCGCAACCGUCCGUCAGGCUGUGCUUAGAUCGCCACUUGAAACCGUUCGUCAUGUCUUUUCUUUUCUUUUAUGUAAGCACUUAGCAAAGAAAAAAAAAAGGUGAUGCAAUGAAUUGUGGAUGAAAGAGUGAUGUUCUAUGACCCAAGAAAACUACUGUGUACAAUGCUUGUGUUUAUUUGAAAGGAGUGAAUUUUGUUUAGAGGUACUUACAGCUUGAGACAGUUUUCCCUUCUAAGUAGCAUUCAUUCAUAAUUUCUGACAUACACUUUAACGAAUAUACAUGAAAGUGUCGUAUUUCAAUUAAAACGUUGGAACACCUGAAUCAUGACUGUCACCAAUCAGUAUGGAUGUGCUAUUUUAGGAGAGUCUCGGCAUUGUAUAUUCAUGCAUAAGCCAUGGACUGCAGCAAAUUUAUUCUUUAGGAAAUGCUUCGGUGGUCACGUCAUUUUAACUUCGACCAAAAGAAAUAUUGAAGGUUUGAACAGGUUAUCGAGCCACGUGUGCGAUAGGAAUUUACCAUAGACGUACAAUGCUGUUAUAGUUAUAAACCCCGAGUAGGUGUUAGGUAAUGUAAAAUCGAUAGAUACAGCUCAGAAUCAGUUUACAAGAUUUUUAAGGCUCCACAAAAUGGAGCCGCUUGGGCCGUGUCAAUCCAUUUUAUUUUAAGUUUGUUGCGGUAUUCCGCUUGCACACGAACUGCAGUUAUCAAUUAUUUGUAUAGAUGUAGUUUGUUUAGCAUUUGAACGCUAUGGUUGAUGUGGUUUUCUUUUCUUCUUCAGGAUGAAUGUGCUAGAGUUCUGUUGUUCAGAGGAGCGAAGAGAAAUAUCUUGAACUACGCGAAUCAAUCUGCAUACGAGGUAAGAUAAUGAUUAAGUUGUUGUGGAUGUAAGCAUUCGGAUUAUAAACCCUAAGUUCUUAUUUGUAUUUAUCACAUAGAAAAUCCAGGCGUGAAGGCCCAGGUUGCGUGGGGCUUUGAGCCCAAAUAAAGACAAUUAACGUUUAAUUUGAUCAUUGUGGUCGAGGAAUAUUUUUGAAUUAUUACAGCGGACUUUUAAGGAUCUAAUCCAUUAAUGUUUCAAAUUGAAUGCACAGAAAGUGAAAAUGUCAUAUUCUCGGCAUUGUAUGAUGUAAUGUGCUAUUCUUAUCUUUUUGCAUUAAAGUUGGGUAAAAUUUCGAGGAAAGUAUUUAUUUUAGUUCGCGUGACAUCUGGUUAGCUCAUAAUCUUUUAGAAAUUUGCAUAUUGAGACGGAACACUAUUUUCCAACUUAAUGUGCUGCUAUCGUGUUACGCGGCUUUUUUCACGAGUGAGGGCAAAGAAUGUGGACAUUUUAUACUCUUUUGAUGAUUCCAAAUUCCAUCAGUUAAUAGCAUAAUCUUAGAGAAAACAUUCUUACAGGUAGGUUUGUCCGAGUUCCUGUUUCGUGAGACUCGUCAAUUUGACAUUCUAACUUUCCGUCCGGAGGGUCAAACUUUAGGAAACAGAGUUUUGUUUUUAUUUCAAAGAUGGAAGUGAGUUGUUUAUAUUCUCUUGUAAUAUUGCCAGCUGCUUUUACAACGAUCAGUUUCCGUUCUUACUUCAAGAAACCGUACUUUUGAAUUGACAGUGGAUAUUUAGAGAGAGAGAUAGAGAAACUGUUUUCAUUCUGAACCUGGUGAAGUUCAACUUUUUAUAAUGCGGGCUGGCGAGUUUUUUUUCAAACAAGUUUUAUCCCCCCUGGGCAAAGGCAUGAAUUAUUUUUAUCUCGGUUUUUGUUAGUUUGUACUCUUUUUUUUCUUUUUUGGAUGCGUACUGUGAUGUUUUCUCUGCCAGGUGUCACAAGAUUAUGCAUCAGACAUUUUUUAUAUUGUCAUUUUCUAAAGCCCAAUAUCUUGUGUUCCGCUGAAUAAACUUAAAUGAUGAUUCCAGAAUACAAUUCAUGGCAUUGUCUGAAACCAUCGCGUUUGAGCUUUUUUCAAAUUCCGCAAAACGUUUUAGCAGGAGAAUGAUGAAUAGAAAGAUUGCAUGAGGCAAAUGGGUUCGUCUUUAAGUCAGACCGAGUUUUGACUUAAUCGAGGAUACCUUUAGCUGCAAUUUUUCGUUUGUUUGUUUAUUCCUUGUUUUUUGUGUUCAGUUCAUUCUUAGAAUGGGACAUAAGCUGUCAAGUCAAUGAGCUCGUACAGAACAGAUAUAUACAAGUCAAAUAUAUAGGUUUUAGUAAAAUGUAAAUAGUCGCUCUCAAGUGGGAGUUCUUCCAGAUAAAGUUCUGUAACUGUUCUCUUAUUUCAGUCUCUUUUCCAUAUUGCUUCGCCAUAUGCAAAGGUUUAAUUACUCUAUUUAUAGAUGUAGUCUGUUAGUAGUGUUUGAAAAGUUAAUGCUGCAGCUAAAUAUAGGGUUUGUAUUUGUGACGCGGAACCUUGAAUCCGCAAUAUUGAAAGCAAAAAAUGAGUAAUUAAUUUAUUAUUUGAUUCUUCAAGGUUGCCGCUGUUGGUGGGAAUAAAGAGAUCGCUGAGUUGAUAAAAAAUUUCAGUGAGAAGGAUAUAGGUAUGGCUGCGCAUAUUGUAAAUUAGAUCAGUAAACAAUUGUUAUUGGUUUUCACCUCGAAUAGGUUUUUCAGUAAACUUGCAUCGAUGAAAUUUAUCUUUCUUUUUCCCAGUCAAAUUCUCUGGAAAACCGAGCUACAGUACCCGUCGUCGUAAAUCUGUUUCCAAGCCGAAGGCAUCGUCGUUGUUUCCUCGGACACCUUCGGAAACUCAAUUGUCUGUCAAGAGCGACUCGUCGCCGCCGUCGCCUGACUCGUCAAUACACAGUCUCCCAUCCACCACGGCCUCAGAAACAGCAUCGGUCGACGAACCUACUGUAACAAUGAAUGGCGAUACCGAAAUCCAUAAUGGAUCCCGCAAGAAUCUCAACAGAACUUUAUCAGCGAGUUCCACGGCGUCUGAUUCUUCGUACGGUUCGGAGUCAGACUCUGGCGAAAUGUCCCCACGCGACCACGAGAAGCGGAAGAAACGAACAUGGCGUCAGUAUUCAGAGCCAAACAUCUCACAAAAACCAGCUGUACCACCCGUUAAAGCAGUAUCUGGUGCAGCAACAAUACGAAAGAGACUCUACGCCAGCGUACCUGGUAGACGUUUUGUGGCUAUCAAGGAUUAUAGACCAUUAAUGGCAGGAGAAUUGGCGCUCGAGAAAGGCGACGAAGUGGAAGGUAGGUGGCAUAGUGAUGGAGUAGAUUUCUUGUAGAUUACAGAUAUUUAGUUACAGUUGUUUUAACGCAAUCCACUGGUUUGACUGCACAUCAUCACCAAUGAACUGUCAUGUAACGUCGCGGUUUAGAACCGAACUUGAAUGUCUGUCGGUUUUGAUCAAUGAUGCUGCCUAAGGUGAGUGUGGGAGGAGGACUAGAGAGCUAUCAGUGCUUUUCGUGAUUAUGAAACUUAAAAUGUGUAAUUGCCAAAAUAUGUACCAUUAUGAGAAAUCUCUUGGGCGAGAACUGUUGAAUUGUUUAUGUAAAGGCUAUUGUAAUUAAUAGCUUGAAGGUCAGACAGACUGAGAUCUCGAAAAUAACACGUUAGUCACAUUGCGUGAUACUGGACAGCUUGUGCUGUGUACAUAGCCAGGGAGUUGAUUACAAAAGAACUCAGACUCGUAAUAGUUAUUUUUUCAUAAAAGGGCUGAAACGACGCCUGUUCUUAAUCUUUCAUUUUUGACCUGCCUACGUCAAUGUGUCAAUUGACAAAAAGUAUGUUAUUUCAUGUUAUACAAAUGGGUAUCAUUGGAGAUUGUAGUGCCAAUCUGAUUGAUGGGAAUUAGGGUGCCAUAGCAAAGUGUUUUUUAAUUUGAAGUGCUUGUGGCUUUGUAUUGUUUCAAUAUGUGUUGUAAUGAAUUUGAUGUGUUUCUAGUUUUGUUCGUUGGCGAGAAAGGCUACUGGGAAGGUCGAGUAGGAAAUUCAACUGGCUGGUUUCACCAUUCAUGUGUCGAAGAAAAGAAAGGAAAAGGUACGUGACUCUGACAUCAGUGAUAUCGGUUUAUUCCUUUAUCGCAUGCGGUCCAAUCUCAAGAUUUACUUCUCGCAUUAACAUCAAUCCCUACGUUAUCUGCGUCUAGAAAAAACGAGAUAGAGGAAAAAGCUAAACGAAAAUCGCACGCGGAGACUUUUGCGGCUAGCUUUAUGUGGACUUUGUUUUUAGUUGGGUUUCCUUGUAGGUAGUAGUGUUCUUUAACUCAAAGUUUGACGAUUCGUAAAAUGUAUCUUAUUAACUUAGUGUCAGUUGUUGAGUUUCCGGUGAGUUCUGCUCUAUGGCUGUUAUCAUGAUUGUCACGCAAUGCUCGCCCACAGAGUGUCAUGACGGACAAAAAGCGGCUGGUUUGAGGUUCAUGUUAUAAUGUUGUAUUGAUAUGCCUGGUAGUCAAGCUGAGGUUUCUUACCUUGAAUGUAUAAAAGUUCAUACUCUAAUCUCGUUAUAUUUCGUCCAUGUAAUUUAGGAAAAACCAGACCAAAGACGAUGUUUGCUCGGCCACCGUCACAGGCCAAAAGGUCAGUACUCUUAAGUAGUGAUUGAAAUAACAAGCCUUUUGCCAUUGUGCACUGCAGGGUGUUGUAAAAACUCAUACGGUGUACAAGCUAGACUCUUGGCUUCUUUCGUGACGUCUUGUCACUCGCAGUGUCUUCUGUCGUUAGCUUUAUUUUAGUCUUCACGAGACUCUUAGGCGACUUUAAAAAACGUUUUUAAUAUACUUAUCAAUAAAACCUCAGUUGAAGGGUUACCUAUAACAGUUUAACUGUUUGCCCCUUUCUUGUGAGGCCAAUGGGAGUGUAGUAAGUAAUAAUGAAGGGUUGAUUUUCUUUCUUUUUUUUUUUCAAUCUUGAACCAUUUCAUUCUGUUGCUACUGUUUCUUUUUGUCAGCAAUUCUCAAGACUUGAACCACGUUGGCUUAAACAACUCUGCUGAAGCUCCUCGGAUUGUAACUCUACUCAGGAGCAGUGCUGGUUUUGGCUUUCAGAUGAGAGGAGCCAAUUGUAAGUUACACUAAUAAUUGUCACUUACACCAACUUUUCGUUGGUUAGUAACGCGAUCAGCUUCUUAAAGUGUAUUGUUACCAGUCAGUGUUGCGUUACCUCCCAAAUUACGGGCACAGAAGAAGAACCACUAUUGAAUGUAAAUAUGAUUUAUGAAGGAACUAGAAGUCAAAGCCUUCACAGAAGAUCUGAACAGUGCGAUUCCUAUUACUAAGCCAGGAAGAGACAGCUGGGAUAAGAAAAUUUAACAUUACGACGGCUUUAGACUGAAACAUUAUCGAGAAAAAAAGGACAUCAAAAGGAACAUGUUUGACGAGCAAAAAUGAGUGGGAAAAACAGCUUCUUCGUGAAAAAUAUGAGACAACAAACAUGGUAUACCGAGCCUUUAAUUGAAUUUUUUUCAAAACUUUCGAUAACGAAAUUUCGUGUCAUUCUUGCUUUAUUGUUUCCGUCGGCAGCACAAGUUCCGCGACUGAAUUUUGUGCCUACUGCUGAGUUUCCAGCUCUUCAAUACUUUGGGGAACUGGAAGCAGGUGGUCAGGCAGACGUGAAAGGUAUAAAGGCAGGAGACUUUAUAUUAGAGGUCAGUAUACAUCCUCGCUACUGCAAUUACAUGCAAGCUUUUCGCCAAACGUGUGCGAGACGAGGGAAGUCUGGGUUCGAGCCAUGGCUACUACUCUCAUAGUGCCUUUCAUCACCCAAGAGCCUUGAAAACCGCGAGGGACAAAAAAGUUCCUCUGGUAGGAGGAGACGCAGUCCUGAGUUGCGUCAAGCUACAGAAAGCGCUGAUGAUCUCCAGCAGCUAUUGGUCUCUUGGUCUCUAAUACUUCACCUUGCCGGGUACAAUCCACUUUCCCCCCUCCCACUGACCUCGGCACCGCACAAACAUUUAUAAGCACGAAUCUUUGCUAGCAAGUGUAGCUGCAUUUACUCUGUGCGAGAACAUUUUGGAAACUGUUUCUUGUGCUUUCUCUCAUCAUAAAUUCUCAUUUUCAGGUUAAUGGCGAGGAUGUGAGGACAGCGACGCAUGGCCACGUGGUGGCGUUGAUUCAAAAGAGUGUCAAGUUGGUUAAUUUGAAAAUAGUCACAGCAAAAAGUCCUGCGGUAAAUGGAACUGAUCAUAAAGAUGGUAACGGUACGCCAUGUUAACGCUAGCUACCUAGGUUCAAUUUGAAAGUUUUGUUUUGUACACUGUCAUGUGCCUAAUAUGAUAUUAUGGCUUGUGAUCUUUUAGGUAACAAACUUCCUCCGCCUCCUCCAAACCGCGAUCCAUCUACUACGCUGACUUUGGGUCGGAUGAGCACGCUUUCUUCCAGUCGACCCUCGCUUUUCGGUGAGUUUAAAGCUAACUUUCUUAGUUAACCUGACAACCGAGCAGCCGACCGCCUUGUCUUAAGCACGUCUGUGCACUGGCAGAGCUCGGAUGUCUCAUGGAGCGACAUGUAUUUCCUUGCAUUUAUAAAAGUUUUUGGAACAAUGCACCUAAGAUUUCUGACACAUUAGCCUUCAGGCACCGUUUAAUCCUCUUAAAGGCAAGUUGUGAGAUGUUUUGUAAGUGCAGUUGCAAAUGCUCGAGAUUCAAUUACAUUGGAUUUCAGUUUUCGUUUAUAUCCGUUGACUGCCUUUGGAUAGUUUUGAGUGUAAAGGCAAAGGAGAGGCCAUCAUGCUCUACGUGAAGCAUGGGGUGCGAAUUCCCCAAUGUUGGUCUUUUCUUGUGGCCGUUUGCUCUCCUUCGCUAUCAGGUUGUAUUUGAAUGCUAUCAUUACGUUUCCUUUAGCUUUUGGUUACUUAAAAGAAUAUACUAUUUUCUGAAGAAAAUGAUUUCCUUUUCCACAGAGAUGAGCAUGGGCGAAAGCUUUGAAGAGCCCGCGAGCUACCGCGUGGACAGUGUCAUAACUGUUUCAAAGGAAAACCGCUGGCACAGUCUUCAGCGACAAAAGCCUCAGGCUCGUAAACCAGUUGGAGUUCAAAUGAAAUCACAAACGUUAGUUAAACGCAGAUCAAGUGGGGACCUAAAGAGCGGAGGAAAAAUUGGUUAUCAAAGGGCGCACUCAGUGCAGAAUAUGUUACCUCCCUCGUAUGAAUCUGUGGUGGGUAAGCGACCUCUCUCAGCUGCAGUACCGGUGGACAUGCCUGUUGUGCCGGAUGAUCCCAGACUGCCGCGGUCAAUGUCGGUAGAUAAUACCGCGUUAUCAAAAUAUCACUUAACAGCCAUGUCGACCCCUAAUCUUGACAAACCAAUUAUAGAUAAUGGCUGGAACAAUGGCUAUGGCUCUCCUCCGAAGGAAGUAAGACGCGACUCCAUGCAUGGACCGUAUAACUACGGUACUUUGGACAGAAGCAAAACGAGAGCAAAGGGUUCUGCCAACGUGGAGGCUGUUGUUACCUCGCCAGUAAAAGCCACCGUUGUAGCUGUGCAGAGCACAGAGGCCAAGCCCGAGAUAACAGUGGUAGCAACUCCAGUAGAAGUAGUCGAGUCGACGCCGACAACCCUUCCGGAUACCCAUAGGGUGCCUUCCAGUGAAGUCCAGUCAACAAGGAAAAAGGCUGAGAAGCCUGCUCUUCCUCCUAAGCCACGAACGUUAUCUGAUGCUCUUCAAGAAGCCGUAGCAGCAAGGAAUCAACGGAUUAGUCGGAAGUCGUCUGCUCCAGAAACUGAGGUCCCGUCAUCUAUUGCGGUAACGAAUGCAAGAGAAAGAAGGGUUAGUACUCCGACAAAAUUAAAUCCUCGUAAGACGGUGGAUGCAUCUCAGAAAGUUCGCAGCGACAUAAUGACGAGGCUUGAAGAAAAAUUCACGGAAGACGAUUGUAAGGUAGAGGUGGGAGAACGUGAACGAUGCCAUACGAUGCCACGACAGCAGGAGAAGCAAUACCGAAUUAAUAAAGAGAAUUCCAUCUCUCCCGCUAUGGACGAGCAAAGCGAUUCAAAUAAGAAGGGACUGGUGAUGUCUUCUUCGGCUGAUAUCCUCCGUCGUUACACGUCUCCAACUCGCGACAUGAAUAGACAGUCAUCUUUGGAUACCUCGGAGGCUGUCCACAGGAAUACCAAGAAAGGGAGUGAGAAUUUGCAGAGACAGUUGUCGGAACCAGUCAGCUUCGAUCGUCAACCGAGGGCGCAGGCACUUGUUAAACCGCCAGCUGCGCCAUCGCAGCAGAUACAGCUGGGUGUUCGGGGUAAGCCUGCGGUGCCGCCUCCACCUCCUACCAUGCGAAAUAAAGACAUUCCCUCGACACCGGUCACAAAGGGGCUGAUCACCGCUGAUGCAUUAUCCGCUAAGAAAUCAAAGCUGAAAUCUACAGCUAACGAGAAAGGGAUAUCUUCAAAUGCGUCUUCUCCAGCAAGAGAAGGACUCGCGCCAACGUCCGGUACAUCGCCUAAUCUUGCCACACAGCAUUCAGAUUUACUAGCGAAGGCUGUAGCUGCACGUGCAGCUCGCAUUUCUACUCAGUCUCAUUCAGACGCUGAUUUGAACCCAGUAGGACGAACUGAGAGUUCAUCAAGGUAUGUUGGACAAACUGCAAGUUCACCCAAUUAUGUUGCUGUUCAGAGAGGGCCUGACCUCAAAGAACUGAAUAAUAACAAAAUAAAAUCUCAAGUGGAAGUGAGAGCAGUUAAUUCUCGCGGUAAACCCUCACCUCCUGUCGCUCCCAAGAAGCGAUUCAGUUCAUUAGAUAUAAGACAACGAAAAUACGAAGGCGAAUUUAGAGAAGGAAGAACAACUUUGAACACUGGUAAUCACUCACCAAGAAUUGGGGAAGAACGCUCUCUGCCGUUUGAAAUACCUGCUCCGGUUUUGUCAGAGGAGGACAAGUCUGUUAUGUUUUUGGACGAAGUUAUUAGAAAAGAAGCAGAGAGUGAAAAUUGGAGUUUGAACUCUUGGAACAGUGGCACAGGCAGCGAUUCAAGCAGUGAGGUGUUUGUUCCUCCGCCCGUAUGGCCUGCGGAACAAAAUAAAGACUCAGAAAAUUUGUUAAAGCCGUGGUACGAGAGCAGCUCUCAAUCAGAGGAAAGUAUACCUGCGAAAACCUCUGAGCCAGAGAAAGUAACCAAGACUAUUACAACCAAGAAGGGUUUUCAGAUUAAGUUGACUAUUGAGUCGAAACGAAGCGACUCAUCGAAACCAGUUAGAACUUCUUCUCGUACGGAUUCUAAUGAUAUAGACAUUUCCGAACCACUAACACCCAGAGUUAUUGAGUCAACGAGAACUGAUUCACAGAAGGAAAUGCUACCAAACGAGGCAGUCCCUCAGGAAUCAGAUCUUGACGAGGAGUUGAAAACACCAGUAGUAGAAAAGGAAAGUGGGAAAAGUCGAUUUGAAUUACCACCACCGCCUGAUUUAUUUACAGACAAAGACGAACCGCAUGUACCGCUAGAUUCACCGCCUCUACCUCCCCCUCCUGAAUUUUCACCGCGGGAAUCCAAAACAUUAGUGUUCAAUUCAAAAGAAGAUACUGGGAACAGAAAUUGUGCCUCUCCAUCAGCAGAAAGUGAUGAUAGUAGUAAGGUAGGUGUGGUUCUUUUUCUUGAUCUGUGUGCUGCAUGAUGAAAAUACGAAUUAGAAAUGUUACGUAUCGCAUUUUUCCAUAGUUCUCCUUCGCAAGACGCACACAUAUAAAAGUAACAAACAGAUUAAGGUGGCGACACACUUUGCGAUUUAAUCGCCGAUUGCGGCGAUUUGAUUGCGAGCGAAAAACGCCGAUAUGUGUUUGACGUGCCGGAUUUUGACCACUAGGUAGAACUGGCGAACCAAACUGUUUCAUACUUAAUUAUCAUUCGACUGUUGAUGAGGACUACCCGGCCAGAUCAUUUAAAUCGUAUAUAGCCAAAAUUAAUUGAAUUGUUCAAAAAAAAUCGAAAAUGUUAGAAAGCUAGUCUUCUUUAAACCACAGAGAAGUCCAUAGUCGUAACUCUGUUGUUGUCAAUUCACAGCUAAAAGUCACUGGUAUAUAUGUAACAUUUGUGUAUUUUAUCUUAAUCCAGGAUUCGGUAGGCUAUACAGAUAUAUCGUCCAUAUUUGGUGGAUACUCUCGGCCAAUGUUAGUAUGAGUGGUCUGAUAUAUUACUGUUUACACAAUAAUAACUGAGAUGUAACUCUCGCUUUGUUUUGUUAAAAACUUAUCUUUUAUGGGUGCGGGUCUAUAAAACCUCUCACCACCGUCUGUUUAGCUUGCGAGCAGGCUCCCGUGUUUGGGUUUCGCCUUACGGUUAUUAAAUUACCCUGAAAACUCAUGGCUAUUUUAUAAAAGCUAUAGACUGUCGGCACUUCCUAUCGGUUUAUUUGCGUAAUAACCCACUUAGGAUGUUGGUUCAACACUCGGAAAGGCUACAAUUACUCGCUAUCGGCUCGUGAUUCAGUUCUCAUUUUCUUCUAACAUUUCACGUGGGUUAUGACGCUGGUAAACCGAUUAAAAGUGCGCUCUUAUGCUUAACGCACUGCCGCUGAACAACACUCUAAACUCACUUAGACUAGUUGUAGCCUGCUAGUUUUUCUCUAGGUAUCGUGUAAGAUCUUUUGCGGGAAAGAGAUUGGGGUCACAACCUAGCCCCUUCUUGUUUAAAAGCCAAUUUGACGGUUGGUUUCUCUGCGAGCCCGUAGGAUCGGACAAGUAGUGUAAACACGCUUGAACAUUUUCUGUUCAGUAUCAGGUGGGAUAUGAGCCAUUGGAAGUGAAAUAUGGUUCAUUUUUCCUUUCAAGUAGAUUUCAGUCUAGCUGACCACUUUCGUCACUGUGUUUUGUAUAAAUUCUUACUAUGAAUAAUAUUGUCUUUUAGGCAACCAUUCUUAGAGAAACCAGUGUUAGAGUGGGAUUGCGACGACGUGUGCGGCUGGUUGGAUUCCAUAAACAUGGCUCAAUAUAAAGAGACUUUCAGGGACAACGACAUCCAGGGAAUCCAUCUUCCCGAACUAACGAAGGCUGAACUGCGCGAACUGGGAGUUAAGAGCCUGGGACACAGGAUGACUCUCGAGAACGCCAUAGCGAGGCUGUCGCAGCCAUUGGAAUCAAACUGUUAACCAAUCGUUGGCUUUUCUGAUUUCAUUCAGAAGGGAAAAAAACUGGUCGUAAUUAUAACUUCUUAGUGUAUUUCGUUGGGAGUGGCCUCUAUUUACUUAAAUUAUGGUGACUGGUAUUUUUGUCGAUGUAAAGGGGUCUUUGCUAUUGUACACGAUAAUCUGUACAAUUGUAGCUAAAAUUGUAUGGAAUUUCAUCGUUGCAUACGGGUGCCCAAACAUUAUUUAAAGCGCAAAUUUUUUCAUAUAAAUAUUUCCAUCGGUAAAAAAAUGGGUAGUCUUUUUUCGUUCACUGUUUUUCCGUUCACGAAUUAUAAAGAACGAAAUAUCUUCAUUCAUCUGUUUGCGUUCAUUUUAGCAAAAAAAACAUGACCAAGCACUUGGUAGCGUUUUCGACACAAUUGCACAUUCCGUUAAAUGCAUGUUUGCGGGAAAAUGAAGAUACUGCUUCUUCAUGUACAGGAAUUGAUAGAUGUAUAGGGGUCAAUUUUGCAUCAAAUAUUUUGGCCUACAUGGGCCUAGUUUUUGAAGUCAGAAGUCGCUUGUGAAGAAAGAUCACCAUCGUUCUCCAUUUUGAACAGUUCGCUGUAGUAAUUUAUGGUCGAAGAAUAGUUAUGGAAAUGAAGUGUAACAUGUUACUGAGGACGUUUUUUCCGCAUUCGAACGGCUUCUUAUAUCCUUAUUUGGGAUUCUAUUUUAGAGCGUUUUUCUGUUAAUAUAAUCGACAAUUUAGGCACAUGUUUAUUAUACAGGUUAUAUUAUUUGGUAGGUGACGUAUGGGUACCCAUUAAUGAAAAUAAAUUCACAUUCCACUUGCUUUAUUAGUCUGGACAUAGGGAGCAUCAUGGACUAUCGAUCAAGGGUAGCCUCGUAAAACGUUCAAGUAAAUUUAGGGUAUUUUCAUAUUUAUCAUUUCAUUAUUUGAAAUUGUAGAAAAUUAUCAUGGAUCUAAAACCAAAUCGUUAAUUCAAGUUGUAAGUAGCAGUGAAUCGCCAUUAAGCAUUUUGUAGCCAUGAAUGAAAUCGUCUUAAUUACGGAUGACCAAGGGUUUCAAGCUGUGUGGGUAUUGCUCAAAUUUUUCUAUUUCUACGCAUUUGAAAUUUUUGAAGACAUUGUACUAAGGCUUGAUGUGUUGAUUCCUUUAGAGGUUUAGAUUCCGUCAGUAUAACAUUGUAAAUGUUCAUAUUGUUCGACUUGCAAACAUUUAUUUUUUGCAUGCAAUAAAGAUACGUA